Eimeria tenella is the source of this 1129-nucleotide messenger RNA. RefSeq lists its product as uncharacterized. The transcript is spliced from 4 exons. Lineage: Eukaryota; Apicomplexa; Conoidasida; Eucoccidiorida; Eimeriidae. The record is from RefSeq and is a predicted model, not a curated record. The annotation marks the transcript as partial.
AUGCGGCGGCUUCUGCAGGGCGCCGUCAGGGCCCCCGAGCCCUCGAAGCGCGACGCCGUGAUCUUCACUGAGGAGGGCUGGGCCCGCGCGGCGAGCAGCAGCAGCUACGGGUACCCUGCUGCAGCAGCAGACGAAGCAGCAGCAGCAGCAGCAGCAGCAGCAGCAGAGGACUACUACUCGGGGGCCGACGAGUACGCGGAAAACGAAGCUGAGGGCGAAGAGCUGGACUACAGCGGCUGGGAGGAAGCAAAAGGGGGCGAGGAGGUUUGGCCCGAGGAGGGCGAGGAGUACUCUUCCGCAGAAGCAGCAGCAGCAGCAGCAGCAGCAGCAGCAGCAGCAGCGGAGGAGGAGGAGGGGGACUACGGGUACGGGUACUCCGGGGACUCGGGGGAGACGGAGGAGGGCACGGAGCGCGGAGGAAAUUGCUGCUCGCGUGGAGGUGCGGGAGAGCGCGGGCAAGGGCAGGUGUCUGUACACCCGGAGGGCCCUCGCGCCCGGGGAGAUAGUCUUCGUGGAGGCCCCCCUGUUUGUUGCAGUGCCCUCUUUGGCGCCGCAGCUGUGGGUCUUGCUGCAGCAGCUGCACGCGGAGGGGCCCCUCGAGCUGCCCCCGAUUUGGCACUUGGCGGCCCUCUGUACCCUUUUUCUGCUGCCCCAGGGGGCCCUCGACAGGGUCCUCGACAAGUGUGGCGGUUCAACAGCUUCGGACACGGAAGCGAAGGCGAGGGUUUAAUCCUCUAUGAUAGAGUUUCGAUGAUGGCGCACAGCUGCAGAGCUUCGGCCUGCUGGCACUACGGAGGCGCGGAGGUUUUCGUGCUGAAGGCCCGAGGGUUUGUGGCGGCGGGGGGGGAGUUGACGAUUUCUUACAUUGGGGACGAGGAGCUGUUCAAACCCUCGAGCGUGCGCAGGCUGAAGCUGAGUGGCUGGCGGUUUUGCUGCUGCUGCUGCUGCUGCAGCGCAGCGGCGGAGCCCGCCCGCGGCUUCAGGUGCAGCGUCUGCGGCUCCGGCACCAUGUUCUUCAAGACCGAGGACGACCUCGACACGAUUCUGUUUGAGGGCUACAGAGCCUGCGGGGAUUACGAAGCUGCUUACACUCACCAGCUGCGCCGCCUGGAAUACGUGAAUGCAGUGA